Messenger RNA from Vicia faba (fava bean), 2142 nucleotides. NCBI's taxonomy places the organism in Eukaryota, Viridiplantae, Streptophyta, Magnoliopsida, Fabales, Fabaceae. The record is from the annotation of a GenBank genome assembly.
AUGAGGGUGUUCUAUAUGUUCUCUUUGCCAAUGACAAUUGGCAUGGUGAUUUUUACAUUGAGAUAUUUCUCUGGACCUGAUGUCCCUAAAUAUGUGUUUUUCACCGUUGCUUAUACCUGGUUCUGCUCCCUCUCCAUCAUCAUCCUUGUCCCGGCCGACAUAUGGACGACGCUAAAUGGUAAUUAUAAUGGAGUCAUUUCCUUCUUGUGGAGCUUAUCAUAUUGGAGUACCUUCUCGCUUACAUGGGCUGUGGUUCCCCUUAUUCAGGGUUAUGAAGAUGCUGGAGACUUUACUGUCAAAGCCAGAUUAAGAACAAGCUUACAUGGAAACCUUGUUUUCUAUCUCUCUCUUGGUUCUGUUGCACUUUCUGGAUUGAUAUUACUAAUUGCUCUUAACAAAUUUUGGACUGGUAGUGUUAUGGGUUUUGCUAUGGCUUGCUCUAACACAUUUGGACUUGUUACGGGUGCAUUUUUACUCGGAUUCGGUAUGAGUGAAAUUCCAAAGGGUAUUUGGUUAAAUGCAGAUUGGACCAUUCAGCAAAAAUUUCUUUCCCACAAAGUUGCAAAAAUGGCUGUCAAAUUAGACGACGCUCAUCAAGCUUUUUCAAAUGCCAUCGUUAUCACACAGGCAACAUCAAAGCAAAUGUCCAAGCGGGAUUCUUUGAGGCCCUACAUGAAUAUAAUUGACAAAAUGAUGCUACAGAUGUUGAAAGAAGAUCCUUCCUUCAAACCACAGGGAGGGACACUAGGAGAAAAAGACAUGGAUUAUGAUACAGAUGAGAAAUCAAUGGCUUCACUAAGACGUCGUCUUAGGAGAGCCCGCGUGCAGUAUUAUCGAUAUAGAAGUGAAUAUACCAAAUUUGUCCUAGAAGCCCUUGAGCUGGAGGAUACCGUAAAGAACUGCGACAGUCGUGAUGCUACAAGAUGGAAAUAUAUUUCAUGCUUGAGGCCUGAACGAAAAGGCAAAGUAGGUGCAAUUUUGGAUACAAUUGAGUUUCUAUGGCGGUGUAUAUUAAAGAAACAAGUUGAGAAAUCAUUAGCUGUUAUAUUAGGCUUCAUGUCGUUUUUCAUUCUAUUAGCAGAGGCUACCAUACUACCCAGUGGAGUUGACUUAUCUCUUUUCUCUAUCCUAGUACAUGCUGCAGGACAGAAAGAAGUGCUUGUGCAGUUAGCUGCUUUUGUCCCUUUGAUGUAUAUGUGUGUUUGUACAUAUUAUUCCUUGUUCAAAAUUGGAAUGUUGAUGUUUUACUCGUUGACGCCAAGACAAACAAGCUCUGUAAGCUUGCUUAUGAUAUGCUCGAUGGUGGCAAGAUAUGCUGCACCAAUUUCAUACAACUUUCUCAAUCUCAUCAAUAUCGGCGGGGGUAGAAAAACUAUUUUCGAAAAAAAAAUGGGAAACAUUGAUGAUGCUGUUCCUUUUUUUGGCAAAGGAUUCAACAAAAUUUACCCUCUUAUCAUGGUUAUAUACACUUCACUAAUAGCAGGCAAUUUCUUUAACCGAAUUAUCAACUAUUGCGGGAAUUGGAAAAUAUUCAAGGUUAAUAAUGAAGAUGCAGAAGAUAUGGACGGAUUUGACCCGUCCGGAGUAAUAAUCUUGCAGAAAGAGCGUUAUCUUCUUCAGCAAGGACACAAUGUUGGUGAACUUGUUUUCCCUUUAGCUAGGAGUUUCAACAUAAAUGUGGUUGUUGAGUCUGUCAACAGAACCAAGGCUCUGGAAGAGAGUACCUCGGGCGAAGAUAAAACGAGCAUCAUGGUAGAGGCGAAAAAUGAAGAAAAUCAGAGUGACAUGAGCAAAAGAAUUGGUGGCAGAAAGUAUUCAGCCUUAAGGACAAACCCGAAGGAAGAAGGGUCGAGCAAAGAUUUCACCCUGGAAAGAGAAUCUUCUUCUUUAACAAAUGAUGCUAGUGAUUCUCUUCAGGACAUUAGUUCAGGGCCAUCGUCUGUGGUAGCUACAAAAUGGGAAUCAAUGAUGAAUGGAUUUAAAAGUUUGAAAUCUAACAUUGACUCCAAGAGAUUCCUUCCUCUUAGUAAUAGUACACAGACAUCGUAUCUUAACUCGCAAUCUUCGUUUGAAUCUCUUGAUGAUAUAUUUGAGAGAUUGAAACGUCCACCUUUGGAACAUAGAGAUUCUGGUGGUGACUAA